AUGGCGGAACAAACUCGCUCAAUGGAGUCCCGCGUCGGGCGGAAAAACCAACGCUACGGCUCCAAAGGCGAAAGGCUCGUAGCAGGUGUCGUCCCGCUUUCUCAUGACAAAACGCGGGUGCUCAUGAUCCAGUCCGCAGGAAGAGGUGGCUGGGUCCUCCCCAAAGGAGGAUGGGAGACAGAUGAGGCACUCGCGCAGCAAGCCGCUUGCAGAGAGGCUUGGGAAGAGGCCGGUGUUAUUUGCACGGUCCACAAAGAUCUGGGUUUGAUCCCAGAUAUGCGCCCGUCCUCCGUUCUGACGUCGAGUGCCCCCAAGGCCUCGUACCAGUUUUUUGAGGUGACGGUCGAGCGUGAAGAAGACCAGUGGCCAGAGAUGCACAAGCGGAAACGGCAAUGGGUUACUUAUGCACAAGCCGCCGCCGCUCUUGCAAGCCGUCCUGAACUCUUGGAGGCUUUAAAUCGCAGUUCUCUGAAGAGAUAG
Messenger RNA from Aspergillus thermomutatus, 480 nucleotides. Its product is annotated as NUDIX hydrolase. The transcript is spliced from 2 exons. NCBI's taxonomy places the organism in Eukaryota, Fungi, Ascomycota, Eurotiomycetes, Eurotiales, Aspergillaceae. Gene Ontology annotation, biological process: adenosine 5'-(hexahydrogen pentaphosphate) catabolic process; diadenosine hexaphosphate catabolic process; diadenosine pentaphosphate catabolic process. The record is from RefSeq and is a predicted model, not a curated record. Gene Ontology annotation, molecular function: bis(5'-adenosyl)-hexaphosphatase activity; diphosphoinositol-polyphosphate diphosphatase activity; endopolyphosphatase activity. Gene Ontology annotation, cellular component: cytoplasm; nucleus. Bases 1 to 480 code for a protein of 159 amino acids.